Prinia subflava (tawny-flanked prinia) is the source of this 5889-nucleotide messenger RNA. It is a transcript of the gene RRP1B, whose product is annotated as ribosomal RNA processing 1B. The record is from RefSeq and is a predicted model, not a curated record. Bases 496 to 2760 code for a protein of 754 amino acids. The transcript is spliced from 16 exons. NCBI's taxonomy places the organism in Eukaryota, Metazoa, Chordata, Aves, Passeriformes, Cisticolidae. Gene Ontology annotation, cellular component: nucleus; preribosome, small subunit precursor. Gene Ontology annotation, biological process: rRNA processing.
CUGGUCAGCAGAGGCUGAACGUGAGCCAGGUGUGCCCAGGUGGCCAAGAAGGCCAAUGGCACCUGGCUUGUGUCAGCAAUAGUGUGGCCAGCAGCACCAGGACAAUGAUUUUGCCUCUGUACUGGGCACAGGUGAGGCCACGCCUCAGGUGCUGUGUCCAGUUCUGCGCCCCUCGAUUCAGGAAGCACUCAGUGCCACGGGCUGGGUCACAGGGUGGACUGGAUGAUCUCAGAGCUUUUUUCCAGCUUUAAUGACUGUGAUCUGUGGGGUGCCCGGGCCGCUGGAGAGCCCGCGUUUCCCGUGGGUGAGCCCGGUGCCGCCGAGCCCCGCGCUGCUCCCUCACGAUGCUCCCUCCCGCUGCCGCCGCCCGCCCCGCCUUCCCGCGGUGACGGCAGAGCGCGGCGCCGGUGACGGCAUCCGGCCGAGCCCGCCGCGGCAGGAGGGGACAGGGCCAGGCCGGGAGCGGGGCAGGAGGGGACGGGGCCAGGCCGGGCCAUGGCUCCCGCGGCCGUGCAGCCGCCCGAGGUGCAGUUCGCGCAGCGCUUGGCCGCCAACGAGAAGCGCAUCCGAGACCGCGCCCUCAAAAAGCUGCGGGGCUACAUCGGCGUGCGGACCCAGCGCCCCGCCGGUGGCUUCAGUCGUGAAGAACUGCUGAAAAUAUGGAAGGGCCUUUUCUAUUGUAUGUGGAUGCAGGAUAAACCUCUGCUUCAGGAGGAACUUGCAGCCAAUAUUUCACAGCUUAUCCACGUGUUUCAGAAUACAGAGGCUCGACAUCUGUUCAUCCAGACGUUUUGGCAGACAAUGAACCGGGAGUGGAACGGGAUUGACAAUCUGCGUCUGGACAAGUACUACAUGCUGAUGCGCCUGAUUUUGAGGCAAUCCUUUGAAGUGCUGAAAAGAAGUGAAUGGGAUGAGGGUCUAGUUGAACCAUUGCUGCAGCUGUUAAUGAAAGAAAUUAUGGACCCAGACAGCAAUUCUCCCACUGGGAUAAAGUUCCAUUUCAUUGAUAUCUAUCUGGAUGAAUUGGCUAAAGUUGGUGCCAAGGAGCUCACAGCAGACCAGAAUCUCAAGUUCAUUGAACCUUUCUGCAAAAUUGCUGCCAAAUCAAAAGAUCGGCGUGUGCUCCAUGCUGUGGCCACCGGCGUCUUCGAGAUGAUCGUGGAUCAGUCGCCCUUCGCCAUCGAGGACCUGAUGAAAGAGCUGGGUGCCAACAGUGAUGAGGAGAAUGCUUCUGAGGAAGGCAAACAGGAAAAUGAGGAGAUGCUUAAAACCAAAGACAGAUGUCCAUCAAGAAAAUCAGCAGAGAACUCUGAGAAAACAGAGGAUAUCAAUGAAAAUGCUGAUGAUGGGAUUGGAACUGUUCUUCAGUUUGAUUACAAGGCUGUUGCUGACAAAAUCUUCGAAUUUGCAAGCAAGAAGAAUACACCUUCCGUGAACAGAAAGAGGCUGUACAAGCUGGUCAAAAAGUUCCAGGACUUAGCAGAAGGAAUCUUCCCCCAAGAUAUUCCCGAAGAUGUUUCUUCAGAUGAAGAUGAUGAUGAAUCCGGUAGGCGAAAGAGAAAGAAAAAAGCUGUCAAGCCUUGGCAGCAAAAUGAGCUGGAAAAAGUGAAAGAGGAUAAAGAAGAAUUGUCAAGUGUGAAGGUGCCAUCAGUUCCCCAGAGGAAGAGGAAAAAAAGGAAGAAGAGGGACAGCCCAAGUGCUGAUUCUGGAACAGCUGAUGGAAACUGUGAGGAGGGAAAAGCUGAAACAUCUGGAUCCAAUGCUUCUAGCCAGGAAAAGGUGCCAGAAAAUAACAAGGAGAGGAAGAGAAAGAAAUUGCUGGUAAAUGAGGCCAGUGAGACCACAAAUGUAGCAACUGACACCAGAGAAAAUCACAGUAUCUGUGUGCAGAACAGUCUGACUGACGCAGAACAGAGUAAAAAGAGUCAGCUGAAGAAAAUGAAUCCCAAAGUGCAGAAUGUUCCUGCAAAAGCAGCGUGUCAGAAUGGACCAGCCACUGCCAGUGCAGCAGAGGAUGUCAGCCCAUCUGCCACGCUGUUACCUCCUAAGGCUGGGAAGAAGAAGCAGAAAGCAGGGGCUGUCCUGGUGAAUGGGGAUCCCCCUGUGCAGCAAACUGAGCUGAAACCCAGCAAGGAAGGCUUGCUGGGGACCCUGCCAAGAAAGGCAGGGGCUGAAUCUGCACCCUCCAGAAAGGUCACGCUGAAGACAAAGACAAAGUUAGUUGGUUUGGAAGGGAUGAAAGUCUCCAGUCAGAAUGCAGCAACUCUGAAAAAGAAGAGAAAAGUUAAAGACGUGCUGAUCUCUGUCGAAGCCAACGGAGGUCUGGAGACUGUGUGCAAGAAAAGCAGGAAGGUGGAAGGCAGUACUGCCCUGCCACCGUUAAAGAAAAAGAAAGCUAAACCAGGAAGUGAUUUUGUAAAAUUUGAAAAAUCAACUGUACCAAAGGCAGUGUUCUUCAGGAAAGCCAGAAGCACCAUCUCUUCCACCAGGACAUCCAUGCAGCUGAACAAACUGCAGACACCCAGCUCCAAAAAAGUCACGUUUGGCUUGAAUAAAAACAUGACUGCAGAAUUUAAAAAGACUGACAAAAGUAUAUUAGUGAGCCCAGAAGGACCCUCCCGUGUGGCUUUCAAUCCUGAACAGAAACCUCGUCAUGGGGUGCUGAAGUCACCCACAGUGACCCCAGCAAAAGAGCCCCAAAUGAAGAGACCAUUUACAAUGUCAGCUAAGAAGAGACCAACUGCUGUGGACUUCUUUUAAACCAAUAAAUGUGGCCUACUUUUGUACAGGACAUUUUGCUAACCUAGAAUGUUCUCUGGAGGUAUUUUGAACUUCUUUAUUUUUUUAAGUUAACACAAAUUGUAUAUACAAAAUCCUGAUUAUGACCUGGGUCAUUGCUAUUUUGAAACCACUUCAGCUCUACCUUGAAAUAAAUGUUUUGUCUUUUUACAGAAAAGAAACAAAAUCCAAUCUCUGCUCAGGUUUGGUCUACAAAAAGUAUGGUCUUUGCCCAUGUUAUUCCCAAGAGACUUGUCCAUUUAAUUAAGGAAUGUUCAGGGUUUGAUUGUUCCAGUGAUUUUUUUUUUGAGCCAGUGUGAGAUAACGCACUUCAUGCUGUUAAACUGUCUUUCAUUAGGCAGAGUUUAAAUUGGAAAAAGGCAAUGCAAAUUUUAAGCCUCCUUGAUCAUGUGUUUUAAAAUUCUACUCUGUCAUUUUUCAUGUAUGACCCCUGGCAUCCUGUUAUUUCUUCUGGAAUUAAUGAUUACCUCAUGUCUCUGUUGAAUAACAGCUGUUCUAGGGUAGCUUUGCAGCUAGCAAGCGAGCUUUCCCUGGGAUAAGAAACUCUUAGCUGUUGCUUAAGUGGUCACUGGUGCAAAUAAACCUUCACAGCUGGUUGCCUGCUGACUUGGUGGCAAGUCACCACAUUAUUUUCAUUAAUCCAAGUGCCAAAGCUGGCUUGAGCCUGUCACACUGUGAGCUGGCUCCUUCACUGAACUGAAAUUCGUACUCCUGCGCAGGAGAAAUCUUUGAUAUUUCCAGGUCUUUCCCCAGCCCCCUCUGCUGCCUUUCCUGAAGGCCUGGCAAGACUCCUGGUUUUCUGCUUUAGCUGCUGGUGUCACCACAUUGUGCCAGAAUUCAGCCCUCGUUCAGUGCAUGAACCUCUGCCUGGACCCAAGUGAGCUGGAUGGGUGUCGUGCGUCUUUGGGUACGACACAUCUCUGAAAGCUUUGGUGCCUCUGAGUACAGCAUGAAACUACAGCCCAUGCAGCUUGGUUUUGGUUUUGAUGUAGAAUCAGAUGUCCACUUGGCAUUUCUUGGAGUUCUGUUUUUAUUUGGGUAUUUUAUUACUACUCUGCGUGUUUUGUUUUUAAUUUGCUUCUUUAGCAAAUAAAGAUUGAGGUGAGGAUUGAGGUGCAUUUCUGCUAGAGAUCAUUUAUGUAAUCUGAAUGGGAACGGUGAGGAGGGGAAGACUAAAACAAAACCCUUUUUGAUACAAUUGGAAGAUUUGAAAUCUUUCUUUGGAAAUUUUCUGUAUGUGAAUGAGUCAAAGGCUUUGCAGCAGCUCUACAUUAGAGCUCAGCUUGGAAGCACAGCCUAGUGCCAGAGCAAAACUGUUCAUGAAGCUUUACAGCAGUUAUUCCUGUAAGAGGAAGGGUGAACCUGCUUCAUUACCUUGUCUUAGGAUAACUGGAUUAUCAGUUAAAUAAACUGAUAAAUGUUUAUUUAGCUACUUCAGCCAGCAGAAUUACAUUUUGUGAUAUAUUUGCAUACUUCAGCGCUGUUUUUUACCAGUCCUUGACAUUGUCCUCUGCCAGACUGUUCCUCAUAAGCAACUGUAUUGAAACUGUUCUUUUGUAGCUCAUCUACAAUUGCUUCAAAAUACUGGGGGUACUUCCAGAUGGCUGGUUGGUCUCAGCUGCUCAAUUCUAAUCCGUCCCAGUUCUCUCACUGAGUUUGUGACAGUCCACGGUUUGUGGUACUGCCAGAAAUUAAUUUUGCUCUUGUCUUUUCUCAUUUACAGUGAAGGACUGAAUUUCAUUUGGUUUUGGUAUUGGUUUAGGCUGUAUCUGUUUCUGUGAUCAAUAAGGAACUCUGGAGAAUACACUGAUAAAUUAAUGAUACUCAUUUAUGCAAGUAUUGUUCAUUUAAGUUUCAAAAAGCUCAUUGUAUAUUAGCACAAUGGAUUUUGUUGACAAGAUGAUGGUAAGUAGGGUGUAACAGCCUGUUCAAUAUGUUGUACUGUUACUUUGUCCUGUGGGUGAAAAGUGUCCUGUGGAAUAUGCAUAAAACCAUUUGUAUGUGCAUGGUUGUGAAUGCCUCAGGUUGGAGAUGCCACAUUACUCCAAAGAUAGAGAUGCAAAAAAUCACUCAGUGGAUCUGGUGUACACAGAAAAAUCCAAGAUCCAGACACUCUGGGGUUUAGUUUUAAUACAUAUAACUUAUUAUGGAAGUAUAUUGGUUGUCUGGGUCUUUUUCUGUUGAUUGUAGAUCCACUGAACCUAUUGCUUGUACAACUAUUUUGUUGCCCAUAGCGUUAAAUCAAGAGGGCAGAAAUGGCAGUCAGGUUUUAUCUAAAAUUUUAGUGAUGUGAUUGCUUGUUGUGAUGCAACCAUCAUCCAUCUGUGCCACAAAACUGGUGCAGUGUUUUGUAAAUAUACCUGUGAGGUGGGUAUUGUCUGCAGUGGUGUCUGGAAUUUCAUUCAGGACAAUUUACAAACAAAACCCGACCACUGUCACUGCAGUUUAUUCAGCAUUGUUGGGUUACAUUUGAAUAUAUUACCCAGAUUAUUUGGAUAGUGACAAUGCCAAGAAACAUUCAAGAAAAAAAAGAAAUGUAACUUGCAGUUUCCACUGCACAGACACAACAGGACUCUGAGGAGAAGUGUAUUGGUAAGAAAAGAGAAAGGAAAACUCAUCUGACCUGUUUGAUGUCACUUGAUGGGGUUUUUUUCAGUGUUACUCCAGUUCCCUAGCUGCCAGCCAUGCUUUGAGUCAAAAAUAAUGUGGCCUAACUUUUAAAAGACAGUGGUUUUUAAUGAUUGUCUCUGUGUUUUUGUUACGAAUCUGAUCAACUUUGUCAAGCUCUAUUAGUUUAUAAUUCUUCAUAGCUUCAAGAGAACUCAAAAGCACAAAAUUAAUUCAGCAAGGCAAAAAGUUGAAAUUCUAUUUCAAAUAUUGGAUAUGCAAGGUGUCUUAUAGUCUGUCAAAACUGUGUGACUUGGAAAGUAUCCAGUGCCCUUUGUCAUGAAUUAUCUGCACUGAGAUUUCAUUAGAGGCAGGAAGAAAAGUAUCAUUUUAUGUUCCUCUGCAAGAGCAUUGUUAAUACAAAUACAGUGUCUAAGCUUUACAUCAUUUAAUUUAGUCCAAUAAACCAUAUUUUUUUGUGGA